AUGGAACCAGCGGAAGUAAAUUGUGUGCAAAAUCUUUUUAAAAGGCCGAUGUCACAUGAAGAUAAACUUUUAAUUAAGGAAAAAGGAAGACCUAUUCCCGAUCUUCGAAUAAACUACACUUCCACAGAUAGUUCUAGUUCUGAUUCUAAAGUUGAAGAACCCUACAACUUAGAUAGUUCCAGUUCUGAUUCUGAAGUCGAAGAACCCUACGUUAAUUUACCUGUGCAAAAUGAGCUUGGUAAUUGUAAAGGAAAUUCAUGUCAUUUUUUAAAAAAUUGGUCCCUUAAAAACAACAUAAGUCACAAUGCCAUUAAUGAGUUAGGUACUUCAGUGGUUUUCAACUGA
This is a messenger RNA of Brassicogethes aeneus, 345 nucleotides long. The record is from the annotation of a GenBank genome assembly. Lineage: Eukaryota; Metazoa; Arthropoda; Insecta; Coleoptera; Nitidulidae.